Molecule: messenger RNA, 4203 nt
Organism: Toxotes jaculatrix (banded archerfish)
Lineage: Eukaryota; Metazoa; Chordata; Actinopteri; Toxotidae
Exons: 11
Coding region: 336-1814 (492 amino acids)
Biological process (GO): intracellular signal transduction; cell redox homeostasis
Molecular function (GO): electron transfer activity
Source: RefSeq, a predicted model, not a curated record
UCUGCUGUCAUGACAAAACAUAUGAAUGUAAAGUGUCAUGGAAACUGAGAUUAUGUACAUUAUGAUCUGUAAUGAACAGCACUAGAAGUUUAAGAUUACGAGGAGCACCCGACGGCCUCAGACGACAAGAUAGCUAGCUUUAGGGGCUAAGCUGCGCAGUCGUCAUGAUGUUCUGUCAGUACAGCUGGCUAAUUUUUCCAGCAAGAUAAGCGACCUUCCACGCGAAAUUAGACUUAUUCAUUCACUAAUAUGUUGUAAUUAACAGGAUAAAGAGGAUCAGUUGUGCUACUUAAUAUCGUACUCCCGUUUCAAGCAAGGGAGUCAAACGCUGAAAGAUGGGGGAGUUUCAGAGCAAUGCUCUGGGCCGGGUAACAGUGUACUCCAUCCAGGGCUGCCCACACUGUAUGCAGGCUAAGGCCACCCUCGGGCGUUUGGAAGUACCAGUUUACGACGUGGAUGUGGGUAAGCAUCCAGAGCUGAGAGCCAGAGUGAAGGAGCUGACAGGACGCAGCACAGUCCCUCAGAUCUUCUUUAACAACGUUCAUGUCGGGGGCAAUGAUGACCUGCAGAAAUUGGCUCCUGAGGAGCUUAAGAGGUUGGUAAAUCUGGUCAAGGAGGAGCCUCUUCCAGCAGACGCUCCACCGCUACCAGAGGAGAACCAGUCAGAGGACACAGCUGGGGACAUGGAUGGAGAGUUUAAGUGUGAGCGAGAUGAGUUGGCGGACCUGGUAGAGGACCUCAAACAUGGCAGUGUGAUUGGCAAUCAUAGGAGGGGGCUGACUUUGUACAAAAAGAGCUUCUCAGGCGAUCAGCUGGUUGAGUGGCUGCAGAAAGAGAAGGGCAUGGCCAGGGCUGAGGCCUGUAACACUGGCCAAGCAUUGUUGCAGAAGAAGUACAUGGUCAGUGUGCGUGGCUGUGGGAAGCAGGAUGGCAAUUUUGGAGAAGGGAAAGACACCAUGGACACACUGUACAGGCUGCUGGAGGAUGACCCUCAUUCAGCCCUCAACACAGGACAGACUGCAGCCUGCAGUCCCAUACAGGCUGCUGAGCUCUCUUUGCUUUUACGGGAGAUGAUCCUGAAAUUGUUCUCCGAGCAUCUCUCUGCUGAUGGCAAGUCUGUGGACUACAAAGGCAUGUCAGUGAACCCUGCGUUUGAGCGUUACUGUGAGCUGGCCAUUCAGCUGCAGAGGGUGGAGCUGCUUUCCCUGAGCCGGGAGGAAAAGCUGGCCUUCUUCAUCAACAUCUACAAUGCCUUGGUCAUCCACGGGUACCUGCGCAUGGGGGCCCCCACCAACAUGUGGCAAAGAUACAGAUUCUUCAACUAUGUGAGUUACCUGAUUGGAGGAGAAGUGUUCACAUUACAGGACAUCGAGAACGGCGUUCUGAGAGGGAACAGAAAAGGUGUCGCACAGCUCCGAAGGCCCUUUUCCAAAACAGACCCACGGCUACAAGUGGCUCUGCCAGAUGCUGAGCCCCUCAUUCACUUUGCCUUGAACUGUGGUGCAAAGGGCUGUCCACCUAUUAAAACAUACACUCCACAGGACAUUGAUAGCCAGCUCCGCACAGCGGCUGAAGCCUUCCUGGAGAACGACGAUGGCUGCAUGGUGGAUUCUGGGAAAAGAGAAGUGCGACUCAGUCAGAUAUUCAAAUGGUACAAGGCUGACUUUGGAGGCACUGAUGAAAAGCUGCUGAACUGGGUGCUGGAGCACAUGGGUGAUUCACCAAAGAAGACCAGCCUGCAGGAUGUCCUCUCUGCCGGGAAGACCAAAGUCAGCUUCCUCCCUUACGACUGGAGCUCCAACAGCACCCACUGAGUAUGCACACACAAAUGCGUACGCAUUCAGCUAUACACUAUGUCUUUUUGCGUAUCUCCACUUUCUACUGAGCUCUACUUAAAAACCAGGACGGUGAUGACCUGCUCGCCAAAUGCAGUCCACUGGUCCCCAACCUCAUGCAAAUGUUUUUAUGCAAAACGAACUGUAAAAAAAAAAAAGCGGUGAAGGGGAAGCGUUUGCACUGUACCAUCCAAUCAUAUUUCUCUUGUAGGCUCAUUCUAACCUGAAGGUCUUAUUGUCUUAUUGUAAGCCCCUGCACCUCAUGUUUGGAAGUCAUAUAUGAGCUGCACGUUCAAGUUUAAUUUGUUUCAAGUAAUUACAACAGAUCCUAUUUUAGAAAACAAGUUGCACACAGAUUUUCUACUGCAGCAACAUUUAAUAAGAUAAAUGCACGUAAAGCAUGCAGAUUUUGCUUAAUGAUGUUUUCUAUGUAAAAUAACAAAACCUAAAAAAAUCAGCUUACAUAUCACAAAUUAUUUUAGAGGAAAUUAUCAUAGAGAAUGCUACAAGCAUACUGCAUACUACUACUACUAAUAAUAAUAAUUAUAAUAAUUUAAAUCAUCAAUAUGGUUUUCAUGCUUUCCAGUCCUAGUCUUUCACCACAAUGUCAGCAACUCAGGACACAUAGAGGAUCAUGAUCUUCUCAGUUCAGUUUGACACGUUUUUUUGAGCUGCUUUUGUGGAGCUUUUCAGAAGGAGACGACAACUUUACUGAUCCAAACACACUACCUUGACAAGCCAUAUCAAAACCCUUUGAACUUUCAAACCCUCUCAUUCAUGUGUAGUGGACUCUAGAUUCCUCAUAAAGCUGGUCCAUCAUUCCAGCUCUGUUUUUAGUGUCUAUGGUGGGACUGUAUCCUCUGAAGUCCCGAUCCUUGCGGACUGUGUCCUUUGCAGGAUCUGACCGGUUUUCAUUUGCAACCCCUGGUCGUAUUUUAUUUCUUCCUCUUUUCAGGUGAACCUACAUCACUGACCAGCCCGCUGUUUGAUCCAGAUCUUCCAUUUGAAAUUGCAAAAGUGCUACUUUUGUGUUAUUGGCACAGCUAUUUAUUUUUUUUAAAUGUGAAAAUAUUGUGAAUUAUGGAAACAUUUAUCAACAAUCAAUCAAUCUACAUCCAUUUGGAAAUGCACUGACACUCUGAAUGGAGUUGAGACAUGUUUUUCACAAAGAAAAAUUUUGGGCUAUAUAAAAAAAAUGUGUCGUGUUUAUUCUGUUUAUUCCAGCACGUCUGCAGAAAAAUAUUUUUCAUUACUCACAUCAGUAGCCAUGAAUACAAUUAAGUGUAGCAGUUGAAAUCAUUCAUUAAUUUUUCGCCCUUUUAAAGAAAAGUGUACAGUACCCUUUCCAUUUUUUUUUUUUUUUUUCACAACAUUGAAAUUGAACUUUAUUGGUUUUACAUACUGGCCUUAAACAUUUGUAAGAUUAAUUUUAACAUGAUGAUACAUUUUCCAGUCUGAUUUCCCACACGUACACUGUACCCCCAAGUCACACAGAGUGAGACUGGGGGGGUUUCUGUGUUUCCAUAAUUUAGGACUUUAUCUCAGGUCAAAGGAAAAUGUGAGUGGAAUCAAUAGUCAAGUUGUUUAAUGCCAUCAGUGCACCGUAUGCUGCAUGUUGUUAAUAAUCUUUACAGUUUCAGCUCAUUCUGUAUAGUUUACAAUUGUUUGCAAAGACAGUGUCAUGUGUGUAGAAUCCUUCACAUGACUACAAGCUACAAACAGCACCAAAGCAAAAUAGUUAAAUUAGCAUGUGUUAAAACUGGAAUGGAAUUUGCUGCAUGAGAUACUGGAAAAGCCUCCCAUCUUGAAUGCUGGCCUGUAGCAGGACUGCCUCUCUGUCACUGCUUGUUUUCUUAGCCUGUAAGUUUAGCCAUAAUAGUUGGACCUUAACACUUAACUUAGGCAAAUAAAGCGUCAUUACCAAUAUCGGAAUCCAACAGUGCAAAUCUAAGUUCCAUAAAGCCUGCCAUAAUUAGACUCUGACAGCUAAAACGAAACAUCACCCAGUCUUAACAAUAGGCUGCACUUUUUCUUUAAAUACAUGCCUUCAGUUACAGUGCACCCUUGGCUUUAUUACACUUAACUCCAUUACUGAGUGACUGAGUUUAAAGCAAAAAGGGAAGAUACUUCGUGGAGUAAAGUGAACAGAAGGGUUGUAUUUACGUUAUCCCCACGGUGAUCCUUGUAUUUUUUUUUUUUUUUUCAAAAUGACCUCAUGUGUAUCAGGAAAAUGCAAUGCAAAAACUUUUUUAAACAAGCAAUUCUAAUAUAAUUCUACUUUCCUCUUUUCUGGGGGUUAAUGAAGCAAUAUGUUCAUGUAUGGUAAAUAUGCAAUGCUGAGCUAUAAUAAAAUAUAUAUUGAGUCAGA